CAACCGAGGGACGGGUGGUGCCGCGCCGCCGCGCCGCAUCGUGACGUCAUCAGAGCGCGCCCGGCGAAGAGAGGGAGGGGAGGGGGGAGGCGCGCCGUGCGGGCCGGGUCCUCUCCCCGCGGCGCGGUGCCGGGCGCCAUGGCCCCCCCCAAGGACAUCAUGACCAACUCGCACGCCAAGUCCAUCCUCAACGCCAUGAACGCGCUGCGGAAGAGCAACACGCUGUGCGACGUCACGCUGCGCGUGGAGCACAAGGACUUCCCGGCCCACCGCAUCGUGCUGGCCGCCUGCAGCGACUAUUUCUGCGCCAUGUUCACCAGCGAGCUCUCAGAGAAGGACAAACCCUACGUGGACAUCCAGGGGCUGACGGCUUCCACCAUGGAAAUCCUGCUGGAUUUUGUGUACACAGAAACCGUUCACGUGACGGUAGAGAACGUCCAGGAGCUGCUCCCAGCAGCGUGCCUGCUGCAGCUGAAAGGUGUGAAACAAGCUUGCUGUGAGUUUCUAGAAAGCCAGCUGGAUCCAUCAAAUUGUUUGGGCAUUCGGGAUUUUGCUGAGACACACAAUUGUGUUGAUCUAAUGCAAGCUGCAGAGGUCUUCAGCCAGAAACAUUUUCCAGAGGUGGUUCAGCACGAGGAGUUUAUCCUCUUAAAUCAAGAAGAGGUUGAAAAGCUCAUCAAGUGUGAUGAAAUUCAGGUGGACUCAGAAGAACCUGUAUUUGAGGCCGUUAUAAACUGGGUGAAGCACUCGAAGAAGGACCGGGAGGCGUCGCUGCCGGAGCUGCUGCAGUACGUGCGCAUGCCGCUCCUCACCCCGCGCUACAUCACGGAUGUCAUUGACACUGAGCCGUUCAUCCGAUGCAGCCUGCAGUGCAGAGACCUCGUCGAUGAAGCAAAGAAAUUCCAUCUCCGUCCCGAGCUGCGGAGCCAGAUGCAGGGACCCAGGACCAGAGCCCGUCUGGGAGCAAACGAAGUCCUGCUUGUGAUCGGCGGCUUUGGCAGCCAGCAGUCACCCAUCGACGUCGUGGAGAAGUACGACCCGAAGACCCAGGAGUGGAGUUUCUUGCCCAGCAUCACCCGUAAGAGGCGCUACGUGGCGACCGUGUCCCUGCACGACCGGAUCUACGUCAUCGGGGGCUACGACGGCCGCUCGCGCCUCAGCUCCGUGGAGUGCCUGGAUUACACGUCGGAUGAGGAUGGGAUCUGGUACUCCGUGGCACCCAUGAAUGUGCGGCGCGGGCUGGCGGGAGCCACAACCCUGGGAGAUAUGAUUUAUGUUUCUGGUGGGUUCGAUGGGAGCCGGCGCCACACCAGCAUGGAACGCUACGACCCCAACAUCGACCAGUGGAGCAUGCUGGGAGACAUGCAGACAGCACGGGAAGGAGCGGGGCUUGUUGUGGCCAAUGGAGUUAUCUACUGCCUCGGUGGCUACGAUGGGCUGAACAUCCUGAAUUCUGUGGAGAGGUACGAUCCCCACACGGGACACUGGACUAACGUCACACCGAUGGCCACGAAGCGCUCAGGUGCUGGAGUGGCUCUGCUGAACGACCACAUUUAUGUUGUUGGUGGGUUCGAUGGGACGGCGCAUCUCUCCUCUGUGGAAGCCUACAACAUCCGCACCGAUUCCUGGACCACUGUAACCAGCAUGACCACCCCCCGCUGCUACGUGGGGGCCACCGUGCUGCGGGGAAGGCUGUAUGCAAUAGCAGGCUACGAUGGCAAUUCACUGCUGAGCAGCAUUGAGUGCUACGAUCCCAUCAUCGACAGCUGGGAAGUGGUGACUUCCCUGGGGAUGCAGCGCUGUGACGCCGGGGUCUGCGUCCUUCGGGAGAAGUGAUCUGGAGAGAGCUUACAAAGCACUUCCCCAGUACUGCCUGCUGCAAGAAGAGUCCCCAGUGAUUUGCAGUGACUGUUUUUGAGAGUUGCGGAUGCUGUGGAAGUAGGCACCAGAACGGCAGCUUUCUGUGCUGCUUUGACUAGAGCAUGUGCAUAAUCGUGUGAUCUCAGCAGUCAUUUGAAAUCGGGGGCUCUGUGUGAAGCUGGAGAAGGUGGUGAAGUGGGUCGACAGAAGCUGCAUUUUCUGCUGUUCCUGUGGCUCAUUUUCCCAGCAGAGCAGAGCAGCCCCCAGCUGGCAUCAGCCGGCCUGGUGAGCACAUGUGAGGACAUGCACACAGCUGGGUGGUUUCUGCGGCCGCUGCAGGACCGGCUGGGUGCUCCGGUUGCUCUCAGUCCCGUGGAUGCGUGCGGGUGGAAUCCAGCUGCUCUUCGUUCCCGCUUCCAAUCAUCCUGUACAUACUGAAUGUUCUCAACUCGUUCCUCAAGCACACGUCAGUGCAGAGCCAAACUGGACGAGCACGUGUGUGUGAGGGGUCCUGUGCUGCAGGUUCUGCACGCAAGGAGUCGCGGACUGAAGCUGUCAACUACUGAGACCCAAAAGCCUGAGGCUGCAGGGGCAGAGGGCAGGGAAAUCCACUGCCUGGCAUAAAGGCAGCGCUGUGGCAUUUGUGCUGUAAUGGCAGGGCUCAUCGCAUCGUACUUCCCUUGAAAAGCUUGACAGUCCCAGCUGCAAAGAGCUGCAGUUUCUGGCCACAGGAGCCCUGCUGCCAAAGGCAGUGCCUUUGCUCCCACCCCUGUGGGGAGGCUGAAGUGCAGCCCGAGGCCGGGGCACGGCGAUGCGGUUGCUCAGUCCCUGCUGAUGAACUGGUUCUUCCCUGGACCGCUGUCUGCCCGCUGCGCCCCCGUCAGGCUGUAACUCAAUUCAUGGUGUUGGUUUUCCUGUUGUUUAGGAUUUCCCUACUACCGGCCCUGUUUUGGAGUCACAUCCAGGGUUCUGUUUUGCCCCCACGUUCUCAGCUUUGCCCUCCCUGCCCCCCAGCUGUCCGCCGCCCGCCCCGCAGGCUGAGCCCCAGCACGGCGUCCCAUUGCCGGUUCCGGGAGCGCUCCCAGCACGGCUCCCAGCACCGCCCCGCGUUCCUGCUGCCCGCAGGCUCUCCUCUGCCUGAGCUCGUAGCGCUGCUCCUCGAGCUUACUGCUGGUCCCGGCUUGGGCACAGGGUGGGAGCAGGGACGUGGUAGCAUGACUUAAGUAUGCACUUUCAGCCAACGCUCUGACCUUCUGCGUUUGUUUCUAUUACACAAGUGUUCCGUGGUUUUGUUUCCUAUGUUUAUUUUUUAUUGAAAACAUAAAGAAUAAAAUAUUUCCUGAGCCAGAA
Messenger RNA from Tympanuchus pallidicinctus (lesser prairie-chicken), 3210 nucleotides. RefSeq names its product kelch like family member 12 (gene KLHL12). The record is from RefSeq and is a predicted model, not a curated record. The transcript is spliced from 12 exons. Gene Ontology annotation, molecular function: protein binding. Lineage: Eukaryota; Metazoa; Chordata; Aves; Galliformes; Phasianidae. The coding region runs from base 139 to 1836 and encodes 565 amino acids.